AUUGAAAUCCAAUAACACAUCUUAAUUCACAAACAAUUUCACUAAUAUUCACAAAUUUUUCAUCUGAUCUCAACAUCCAAAUGAGGCCUUAUUGUUUGUCCAGGAUUACAUUUCAAAAUGUCCCAAAAUAUCGUCCAAUUUGGAAAGACUCGAGAACUUUUCUAAUACGACCUUUUUUUUUAAAGAAAAAAGUUGAAGGUUUGAAUUGCUAUAAUAAUUAUUUGAGUUUUUAAAGAAGGUUGUCUUGUACUCUGGGUGUUCGGGACAAAGUCCUGACUAAUCCUGAUAAUGCGUAGGCCCUUGGCAAGGAUUUUCCUUAAGUGCACCUCGGGUAAUUUAAGGAGAAAUUCCCCCAGUCCAAUGGCUCCAAGAGAGUGAAUGCAGAAUUUUGAACUCAAGACGUCUGGUUUAUGUGGCUCACCCCAAGACCACUAUGCCACCCAUUGGGAUUAUAAAGUUGUACCUUUUUAUUUUAAAGAGAAUGCAUUAGUUGAUGUCUCUUUACUUGUUAAAAAAAAUACGCUACCUAUAAAAAACAAUAACUGAUGUCUCUUUAAAAAAUUGGAUUCCAAAAGUUCAAUGCCUGGUUUGGCUAUUUUUAUCACAUCUACAGUGGGCAUUUCCUUUUAUCAUAUCCAAAAGUUCAAUGUACCUGUUCCUUUGGUAUUAUAUAUUUACACAUCUAUCAUUUCUGCAACUUGAUAUAUCACUGACUUUUAAUUUUCCUUCGGCGGAGGAGAGAGCAGCGACUCUUUUAUAAGAUAUAUUUCUCAAAACAAGACCCGUGAUUCAUUCAUACAGCAUUAGCUAAUACAUUUUUUUGAUAAGUAGCAUUAGCAAAAAAAACUGAACUAUAAACUACAACCGUCAAAAUAUAUAUUUUUUUUCUUAACAAUGAAGAUUCAUCUGUCUCCUUAACAUAACUCAAAUAACUAAAGUGAACAACUUCCUAACCAAACUAUCGCAGAAAAUAUGCAUAUCCAAUAUACAUUUCAAAUAUCAUAUAUAAUUGUGAAAGAGAUUAGGUAAGUUUGGGUUUGGUUGCCGUGCAUGCAUUCCAGCUCUUGGAAACCCAUGGCUUUUAAAAUGCUUGCCAAAAUCUUCCUAAAAGCCUGGUUCAUCUGCUGUUUGACCUUAUUCAGCCAUAAUGGAAGAGAUCUUGGCCUCCUUCACUGUAAGGCUGGAGGAGCUUCAAGUUUUGGAUAUUAAGUUUCUUUAUGGUUGUUCAAAACCCACAGUUGUGGUUCUCUACCAGGAUAACAAAGAUGCUCGCCAUGUUAAAACGUAUGAGGUUGCUCUUAAGGAUAAAGAUUUUGUCGAGGGUCCUUGGUCCCAGAACAAUCUUGACAAUGGGGCUGAUUUACUAAUACCAGUACCUCCACCUCUCUGUGGCGUCAUUAUCAUUGGAGAGGAAACAAUUGUCUACUGCAGUGCCAAUGCAUUCAAAGCAAUCCCAAUCAGACCGUCCAUCACAAGAGCCUAUGGAAGAGUCGAUGCUGAUGGUUCGAGGUAUUUACUUGGCGACCAUGCUGGGCUACUUCACCUCCUUGUUAUAACCCAUGAGAAAGAAAAGGUUACUGGACUCAAAAUUGAGCUCUUGGGAGAAACUUCAAUUGCAUCUACUGUAUCAUAUCUUGAUAAUGCAUUUGUAUAUAUUGGGUCAAGCUAUGGAGAUUCACAGCUUGUGAAGUUAAAUCUUCAGCCUGAUGCAAAAGGUUCAUACGUGGAGGUACUAGAACGAUACGUCAACUUGGGGCCAAUUGUUGACUUUUGUGUUGUGGACCUAGAAAGGCAAGGCCAAGGUCAGGUUGUAACUUGCUCUGGAGCUUAUAAAGAUGGUUCUCUUCGCAUUGUUCGAAAUGGAAUAGGCAUCAAUGAACAGGCUUCAGUAGAACUUCAAGGUAUUAAGGGAAUGUGGUCAUUAAGAUCUUCUACUGAUGAUCCAUUUGACACAUUCCUGGUUGUAAGCUUUAUCAGUGAGACGCGAAUUUUGGCAAUGAAUCUUGAGGACGAGUUGGAAGAAACUGAGAUAGAGGGCUUCUGCUCUCAAGUGCAGACUUUGUUUUGCCAUGAUGCUGUGCACAACCAACUCGUACAAGUCACCUCAAGCUCUGUGAGACUGGUCAGUUCUACAUCUAGAGAGCUGCGGCAUGAGUGGAAUGCUCCUUCUGGCUAUUCGAUUAAUGUUGCCACUGCUAAUGCCACCCAGGUUUUAUUGGCAACCGGUUGCGGCCAUUUAGCUUAUCUAGAAAUUGGAGAUGGUAUAUUGACAGAAGUAAAACAUGGUCAGUUGGAGUAUGAGAUCUCAUGCCUUGACAUAAAUCCCAUCGGUGAGAAUCCCAACUAUAGCCAGCUCGCUGCUGUUGGGAUGUGGACGGAUAUAAGUGUAAGGAUAUUUUCACUUCCUGACCUGAAUCUUAUCACAAAGGAACUCUUGGGCGGAGAAAUUAUACCUCGGUCCGUUCUUCUCUGUGCCUUUGAAGGGAUAUCUUAUUUGCUAUGUGCCCUUGGAGAUGGGCAUCUAUUGAAUUUUCUUUUGAACACUAGCACCGGUGAGCUAACAGAUAGGAAAAAAGUCUCUCUUGGGACCCAGCCUAUUACUCUUCGUACUUUCUCAUCCAAGAAUACUACACACGUGUUUGCUGCAUCAGAUAGGCCAACUGUUAUUUAUAGUAGCAACAAAAAGCUACUUUACAGUAAUGUAAAUCUGAAAGAAGUUAGCCAUAUGUGCCCUUUCAACUCUGCUGCUUUCCCAGACAGCCUUGCAAUUGCAAAAGAAGGUGAACUUACUAUUGGCACCAUUGAUGAUAUCCAGAAGCUUCACAUCCGCUCUAUCCCACUUGGGGAGCAUGCACGCCGUAUCUGUCAUCAGGAGCAGUCCAGGACAUUUGCCAUUUGCAGUGUGAAGUAUAACCAGUCCAGUCCAGAAGAUUCUGAAAUGCAUUUCAUCCGGCUGUUGGAUGACCAGACCUUUGAGUUCAUAUCUACUUACCCACUUGACACUUUGGAGUAUGGUUGCUCCAUCCUUAGUUGCUCUUUCUCCGAUGAUAAUAAUGUAUACUACUGUGUUGCCACUGCUUAUGUAUUGCCAGAAGAGAAUGAACCAACCAAGGGCCGAAUACUUGUUUUCUUAGUUGAAGAUGGGAAGCUACAGCUUAUUGCUGAGAAGGAAACUAAGGGGUCUGUUUACUCUUUGAAUGCCUUUAAUGGCAAACUGCUAGCUGCUAUUAAUCAAAAAAUCCAGUUGUACAAAUGGAUGCUUCGGGAUGAUGGUUCUCAUGAGCUACAAUCUGAAUGUGGACAUCAUGGACACAUACUUGCACUCUAUGUACAAACUCGUGGAGAUUUCAUUGUUGUUGGUGAUCUGAUGAAGUCAAUCUCCUUGUUAAUCUAUAAGCAUGAAGAAGGUGCCAUUGAAGAGCGAGCCCGUGACUACAAUGCAAAUUGGAUGUCAGCUGUAGAGAUUCUUGAUGAUGACAUUUAUCUUGGUGCUGAAAAUAACUUCAAUCUUUUCACUGUCCGGAAAAAUAGCGAAGGUGCUACUGAUGAAGAACGGGGUCGUCUUGAGGUAGUUGGCGAGUAUCACCUUGGAGAAUUUGUCAAUCGGUUCCGGCAUGGUUCCCUUGUCAUGCGUUUGCCAGAUUCUGAUGUGGGUCAGAUCCCAACUGUCAUUUUUGGUACUGUCAACGGUGUAAUUGGAGUCAUCGCUUCACUACCUCAUGAGCAGUACCUCUUUUUAGAGAAGCUUCAAUCAAACUUGAGGAAGGUGAUAAAGGGUGUUGGGGGGUUGAGCCACGAGCAGUGGAGGUCAUUUAACAAUGAGAAGAAGACAGUAGAUGCCAGAAAUUUCUUAGAUGGAGAUCUGAUUGAGUCGUUCCUUGAUCUCAAUCGUGGUAAGAUGGAUGAUAUCUCAAAGGCAUUGAAUGUUUCAGUUGAGGAGCUUUGCAAGAGAGUUGAAGAGUUGACCAGGCUGCAUUGACACUAUGAAGCAGUCGAAGCUUCUUCUCUAGUUUCCAGCCACGGCCGCACAUCCACCACGGCCUGGAGUAUUUUAUUUUGAAUUAGUUCUUCAUCCUAAAUCUUAUUAUUUUUAGUUGUACAUGUUUUUGAUAAAAAUGGUAUUGGUCUUGUUCUCAAGUCCUCAAGUCUCAUUCUCUACAACAUUAAGAAUUCUGAUUCAUCGCUAAGAAUGGAUCUUCAAUUGAUGUUUAGGUGGCAUCUCUACCUUCUCUUCCACCA
This is a messenger RNA of Juglans microcarpa x Juglans regia, 4239 nucleotides long. Its product is annotated as DNA damage-binding protein 1. The transcript has 13 exons. Gene Ontology annotation, molecular function: protein binding; nucleic acid binding. Gene Ontology annotation, cellular component: nucleus. NCBI's taxonomy places the organism in Eukaryota, Viridiplantae, Streptophyta, Magnoliopsida, Fagales, Juglandaceae. The record is from RefSeq and is a predicted model, not a curated record. Bases 1148 to 3979 code for a protein of 943 amino acids.